AUGGCCCUGCCCUUGGCAGGCUGGGACGGGAAAGACACGAACCCACCUUUGUGCCUGAGCCCAACCAGGCGCCUCUGUCUUCAUCACACUGCCGUCUUGGUGCCGUCAGUGAACAUGCAGCAGCCCAUCUCCUUCGCUGACCACCCCAUCCAGAUGUGCUGCCCCUCCUGCAACCAGACCAUCGUCACCCAGGUGACAUACAAAAGUGGACUGGUCACCUGGCUGUCCUGCGGGGUCCUGUGCCUGCUGGGGUGCGCGUUAGGCUGCUGCUUCAUCCCCUUCUGCGUGGACGCCCUGCAGGACGUGGACCAUCACUGCCCCAACUGCAAAGCCCUGCUGGGCUCCUACAAGCGCUUGUAGGCCCAGGCCGCACUCCUGGCCCCCAACCUGUCGGGGAGGCCCAUGUCUCCCCUCUCCAGGGGCUCCACGUCUGUGUCUUUGGGGGGC
Perognathus longimembris pacificus (Pacific pocket mouse) is the source of this 447-nucleotide messenger RNA. Its product is annotated as lipopolysaccharide-induced tumor necrosis factor-alpha factor homolog. The record is from RefSeq and is a predicted model, not a curated record. NCBI's taxonomy places the organism in Eukaryota, Metazoa, Chordata, Mammalia, Rodentia, Heteromyidae. The transcript is spliced from 4 exons. Gene Ontology annotation, biological process: regulation of cytokine production. Gene Ontology annotation, molecular function: zinc ion binding. Bases 1 to 360 code for a protein of 119 amino acids.